This is a messenger RNA of Caenorhabditis remanei, 399 nucleotides long. RefSeq lists its product as uncharacterized. The coding region runs from base 1 to 399 and encodes 132 amino acids. NCBI's taxonomy places the organism in Eukaryota, Metazoa, Nematoda, Chromadorea, Rhabditida, Rhabditidae. The record is from RefSeq and is a predicted model, not a curated record. The transcript is spliced from 2 exons.
AUGAUUCACUAUUUUCUUUUGAUUCUGCUCCCAACUUUCUCAUUAGCUCAGUAUUACAAUCCUUCUCUCUAUCAAAGUUAUAUGAAUUCUGGUGUCCCACGACAGCAAACUGUACUUGUUCCUGUUUAUACUCAAAAUGGAUACGGUGGAGGAUACGGUGGAGGCUACGGUGGAGUUUAUGGAGCUGGAGCCGGAUACCCAAGUUAUGGAAUGAAUUAUCCAGCAUAUGGCACGGGAUAUGGUUAUCCUGGAGGUGGCUAUCCGAUGAUGGCAGGUGGCGCUUGUUGUGGAGGUGGAGGAAUGAUGCCACCUCGCGAGAGCAACGCUAAAAAGUUUCUCCGUGGAGCUACUGAAGGUGUGUUCAUGGGAAGUGUUGGAAUGCUUGGAUUCCGGAAAUAA